CCGCGAGUUUGUACGCCCGUACGCGCGACCAGCAAGCGCUCUGGACGUCAGAGCAGCUGCAAACCAUAUAUUUCGCUGGCUUGUUCAUUCAUGCGCUGCGGUGCGCCCGCGGAGCCGGUGCUUCAUGAACAAGGCCUCAGACUGAGAGAUGCUCUCGGAGAUGAAAUGAGUGCCUCGGAACGACUGCGACGCUCUCUGGCGGCCAGCGCGCGCGAGACGCAGCCCGCAAAUGCUCCCACGAGCGUCGCCGCGCUCCGCCGCGAGAUUGCCGCGCGCGGCCUCGACGACUCGGAGUGCGUGGAGAAGGCGGACCUCGAGGCGGUCCUGCGCCACAACGACCCCGGCUUGUUGCCGGUGCGAGAGCUGAAGCGGCUCAUCGAGCUCCACGGUGGUACAGUUCCCGACGCCGUCGAGAAGGCAGAGUUCGCGAGGGCGCUGCGCGAGACGCUCAAAAAUUGCCCCAUCUGCCUCGACGAGAUAGGCGAGGCAUCGGAGGACGGCUGGCCCGCGGUCGUCCGCUGCGGCGCGUGUCGCGGGACUUUCCACCGCGCGUGCGCGUCGCAGCACUGCCUCGCGUCAGCCGACUCGGGGCGCCUGCCGCCGCGGUGCCCCACGUGCCCCGAGGCCUGGCCCGCGCGCACCGUCAAGGCGGCGCUCGGGCCCGACGCCGCCGCGAAGGCGCGCUACAAUACUGCUGCCCGAGGCUUAAACGAGCUGAGGACACGCCGCCGCGCCGACAACGCGGCCACGGCGGCGGAGAUGCGCGGGCUGGGCGUGCGGCCCUGCCCGACGUGCGGGGCUUUGGUAGAGAAGAGCGACGGCGGCUGCGACAACAUGACCUGUCGGUGCGGCGCGAAGUUCUGUUUCCAAUGCGGCGCGCUCGCGCGGAACGGCGUGGCUUCGUGCGCGUGUGCUCCGGGCCAUGCUUUUCUGCCCCACGAAUUGGUCAUGAACAACUACGUGCCCUCUCUUGAUGCCGCGGUCCGGGCGGGUCAAGAGUUCCUCGGUGAGGCCCUGCCCGGCGUCGCGAGCGCGAUCGGCGAGGCCUCGGCGGUCAUCGGCGGCGUCGCCGCGUCCCUGGGCGCCGCGGCGCUCGACGCCGUUCAGCGGGCCACGGAGCCCGACCGCGCGACUCCGUCGCGCGCGCCGAGCCGCGACUACGAGGACUUCUCCGAGACGCGCGAUGUGUAA
Pelagomonas calceolata is the source of this 1191-nucleotide messenger RNA. The record is from the annotation of a GenBank genome assembly. Lineage: Eukaryota; Pelagophyceae; Pelagomonadales; Pelagomonadaceae.